Molecule: messenger RNA, 807 nt
Organism: Myzus persicae (green peach aphid)
Lineage: Eukaryota; Metazoa; Arthropoda; Insecta; Hemiptera; Aphididae
Exons: 6
Coding region: 37-807 (256 amino acids)
Source: RefSeq, a predicted model, not a curated record
UAAUAAAAUAUUGAAUUUAGAUUUCUUAAAAUCAUAAUGUGGGUUGUUGUCCACUUUUUAAAUGAGGACACAGUGGAAGCUGUUCCCGAAACAUGGUACCGAAAAAAAGAUAAGACAUGUGCUUGGCCAAUUGUAUCAAAGAAGUCAAAAAAAUGCAUUGAAAAAAAAGAUUAUCCAGAUGAAAAAAACUAUCAGUGGUUACCUGCAAGGAUGCUUGGUCGAAAGUAUGGAUCUUUAGAAGAAGCAAGGAUGAAGACAAACCGGGCACAAUUCUACUCAGAUUUGUCUGCAAAUGAAGAUUUAAAUGCUCAACGUCUGUUAAAAUCAAAAAGUAAAAUGGAAAGUCCGCCUUCUUUAAGACUAAAAAAGAUUAAAAAAACUGUUGAAAACACUGGUGGUUUUGACGAUGAAUCAGAUAUUGAAGAUGGUCAUGAUUCUGAUAAAGACCCUGACUAUCAUAUAUCAAUAAGUGUAAAUGAUCCAUCAGUAUCACAAACAAUGACUAAUCAUAAUAACAAGUAUGUUAUGAAUUCUCCUAUUGGGAAAAUUUCGAUUGAGGAAACUAAUCUAUCCAUUAUGUCUUCUAUGCCUCCUAAACAACCAUUAAUUGAAUCCAUUACUUUGCCAUCACCUCAACGUUCAAACACUACACCAUCAUCAAAUCUUAAAAAAAGAGUUUUAUUUUCAACUGUUGGGUCCAAAGGGUCAAAUUAUCAUUCAUCUAAUUAUAAUACAGAAUUGUAUGGUAUGCCUAAUGCAGCUAGGCAGUGGCACACAUUACACUACAAGUUUUACAGAUUUGUAUAA